CUACCCUUUCCUCACACAUAAAAAUGACAUAACAUCCUCUCAUCCUUUCCAUCUCCACUCCUCCCACUGAAGAGAGAAAAAAUGGAAGCUCUUCCACCUGAGAAUUCACCGAUCAUCGACUGCGGAAAGGCGAUCCAGGAGCUGAUCGACGGCCAAGAAUACGCCACCCAGCUCCAAAAUCUCUUCCAGAAAGCCCCACUUGAUCAAGGGCUGGAAUCAGCUGAAAUUCUUCUCGAUAAGGUGGCUCAGUCCUUCUCCAACGCUCUUUCGGUGCUGAAUUCCGGCGUGAUCGAUAAGGAUCGCUGGAAUCCGUCGACUACCCAAUUGUGUUCGUCAUGUUCUGAUGACCGUGGGGUCAAAAAUUCCGGCCAUAGUAAGAAGAUUCCGGUGGCAAAAGAUCGGAGAGGGACCUACAAGAGGAGAAGAACAUCAGAUACAUGGACAAAGGUCUCGGCCACACCUAUCGACGAUGGCUAUUCAUGGAGAAAAUACGGGCAAAAGGAGAUCCUCGGCGCCAGAUUUCCAAGGAGCUAUUUCAGAUGCACCCAUAAAAAUGACCAAGGCUGUCAAGCUACCAAACAAGUGCAGCAGACGGAAGACGACGGGCCGUCGAUGUAUCGCAUCACAUACAUGGGCCAUCACACAUGCAAGGACCUACUGAAGGCCUCAUACAUGUUGGAUUCUACCUCUAGAGACUCUUUCCUACUCAACUUCGAAUCCAAUUCCAUAAGCAAGCAAGAGCAACCUUUGUUUUUCACAUCCUACACUUCAAUUAAGCAAGAGGUUAAUGAAGAGAUGAGAAGUGAUCUCACCCAAAGCAGCUCGCCUUCGUCCGGAUAUCCAAUGCCGUCCGAUAUCCCUUUGUUCGAAUUGUGUGACCCAUUGCCGACCUUCUCGAUGGCGGGGUCCGAUACCGGAGAUGUGGUGUCCGGCGUCUACUCAUGUGCCAGUUCUCCCACAUUGAACAUGGAUUUUUCAACUGGAAUUGAUGAUAUUUUUAGUUUUGAUGAUGGGGAAUACUAGGAAAUUAAGCUCCAUGUAAAUGAAGUUAGAUUACUUUUCCUUUC
Magnolia sinica is the source of this 1067-nucleotide messenger RNA. Its product is annotated as WRKY DNA-binding transcription factor 70-like. Gene Ontology annotation, biological process: regulation of DNA-templated transcription. Gene Ontology annotation, molecular function: sequence-specific DNA binding; DNA-binding transcription factor activity. Lineage: Eukaryota; Viridiplantae; Streptophyta; Magnoliopsida; Magnoliales; Magnoliaceae. Bases 82 to 1023 code for a protein of 313 amino acids. The record is from RefSeq and is a predicted model, not a curated record. The transcript is spliced from 3 exons.